GAGGCGGGGCGGGAGGCAGGCGCCCGGCUGCGGAGCGCGGAAGAGGGCUGGGGGUCGGCGUGCUGUGGGCUGUGGCGGCCGGCGAAUGCUCUCCACGCACAGCCACCAAUAGAGCGGGUGUGUGGCGCCGGCCGGCGCGACCCUUCCCUCCCGCUCGGACCUCCCGCAGCCCUCGCCUCGGGCCGAGGGGCUGCUGUUUGCUCUAACGGCCUCACGCCCGGGGCCUGAGGCGCCCGGAGGCUGCGGGCUCUCACCUGCAGGCGGCCCGCUCCGUGAGGAGGAGCGCUGAGGUGGGCGGGCACGGCUUACCUGCGGUCAGCGCGCUGCUGUGCUGUGCGAGGAGAGCCCGCUGUAACAGCUGCGCCUCGGGCGUGUUAAGGACGGCGGUUCCGUCCCUGCAGGUGUGUAAGGACCGGAAUGGCCGCCGGGGUGCCCGCUGACGCGCUGGGCCGGAGAGUGCUGUGUGGCACAGAGUACGGCACCGUGCGGUACGUCGGCAGCGUCUCGCCUACAGCGGGCACAGUUUCAGAGGGAGACUGUCAGCAGUUAGAGACCAACAGUCUGGGCACUCCUGUGAUACCGUACUUGGAACCAGUAAGAUUCAGCUCUGUUUGCUGAAAGAUCUGACCAGUUCAGUUGUGAGAGCACUCUAUGCCAUCUUUGAAAAACUGAUGAUGGGAUGGGAAGAUUGCUUAAUGCUUGGAGUUGACUAGCAUUGCAUUCAGUUCUAGAAGGAGCAAGAAAAGAUGACCAGCGAACCAUAGGUUCAUCAUUCUCACCUCACACAUCACAGAAAGAUCAUGAGCAUGUUCCCCUGGAAUCUGUUUCCAGGAGUUUGGCUUGGAGUGGAGUGGGAUGAUCCUCAGAGAGGAAAACAUGAUGGUACCUAUGAAGGAAAGCAGUAUUUUAAAUGCAGGCAUCCCAGAGGAGGCUCAUUCAUCCGCCCAAACAAAGCAAACUUUGGGGUAGAUUUUCUUACUGCAGUAAAGGGCCGGUAUGGAUUGAAUGAAAAACAAGAUGCUCAGAAUGGAAUAGAGAAUACGUGUGUAUUUGGAAAGAAGACCGUGGAAUUUGUUGGCAGAGAUUCUAUUGAAAAAAAACAAAGCCAGCUGCACCGACUGGUACAUAUCUCAGUGCAUGAAUGCGCGGUGAGCCAUGCUGGUCAGAAAGAGGAAAUCAGUGGAACGUGUCCUAAUAUCAGACAUAUAGAUCUAUCAAAAAAUCUGGUGGCGUACUGGGAUACAGUCAUAGAUAUUGCUUCUCAAGUUCCAAAUCUGGAAACGCUUGAUAUCAGUGGAAACAAAAUGAAAUUUUCAUCUACAUCAAUUUCUGCAUCUAGUGCCUUUCCAAAGUUGACGACACUGGCGCUUAAUCAGACUGAGAUGACUUGGACAGAGGUUCUUCUUUGUGCUCCAGGAUGGCCAGUACUUGAAGAAUUAUACCUUACUUCAAAUAAUAUUACAGCUUUGGAAAGGCCUGAUAAUGUCCUGCAGACCCUGAAACUGUUAGACCUUUCAAACAACCUGCUACUGGAUGGAAGCCAGCUGCAUCUGAUAGGACAUCUCCCCAGAUUAGAACAGCUAAUACUUACAAACAAUGGAAUAUCUUCUGUACACUUUCCUGAUGCUGAGUUUGGAUGCAAGACUAAAAUGUUUCCUUCCUUAAAACACCUUGCAAUAAAUGACAAUAAGAUCUCACAGUGGUCGUCGAUCAAUGAGCUUGAUAAACUGCCAAGUUUGCAGGUACUGGAGUGUCGCAAUAACCCUCUCAUGGACACAGAGAAGAAUCCAGAGACCCUGAGACAGCUCAUUAUUGCCAAGAUAAGUCAGUUGGAGGUUUUGAACAAGUCUCAGAUUUUUCCUGAUGAGAGAAGAGGAGCAGAGCUGGAUUAUCGCAAAAUAUUUGGGAAGGAGUGGCUGGCAGCAGGAGGGCACUGGGAUCCAGCGAGAAACAAACCCAGUGAAGAAUUUCUUGCUGCCCAUCCCAGAUACCCAUCUCUUUGCCUUCUAUAUGGUGCACCUGAAGAAGGAGAACUGAAGGGACAACAGCCUUUGACUCUGAGAAAUCAACUUUUAACUUUGACAAUUAAAUGUCCUGACAACCCUGAACAGAAGCCUGUAGAGAAAAAGCUACCAGAGUCCAUGACUAUUCAAAGGGUCAAAGGAUUGCUCUAUCGCCUACUUAGAAUUCCUGGUUCGGAACUGAAACUGUCCUACGAAAGUUCUAAACUGAAAGGAAAAGAAGUUGAACUUGACAAUGACUUAAAGCCUUUGCAGUUUUACUCAAUAGAAAAUGGAGACUCUGUGUUAGUACGGUGGUAACGAGAGACACCCUUGGCAGACCGAAGGAAAAGCCAACACUGGAACUGCAGAAGCAUCAAGGAGUGCCUGCAGACACCAUGUACAACCUGUGCCUGAACACGGCUGGGAGAACACGGUACCAGGGGGCUCUGUGGUAAUACUGCCAGCUCCUAAGCUCAGUAGUGGUCUCCGUGAAAGCCUUUACUUUUGAUUGGAGUGUCUUAUGCAAGAGAUACCAAAUAAAUACGCUUAAAUUCUUCUGUUAAA
Messenger RNA from Gallus gallus (chicken), 2567 nucleotides. It is a transcript of the gene TBCE, whose product is annotated as tubulin folding cofactor E. The record is from RefSeq and is a predicted model, not a curated record. Gene Ontology annotation, molecular function: alpha-tubulin binding. The transcript is spliced from 17 exons. The coding region runs from base 801 to 2321 and encodes 506 amino acids. Gene Ontology annotation, biological process: protein folding. Lineage: Eukaryota; Metazoa; Chordata; Aves; Galliformes; Phasianidae.